AUGGGAAAACCAAAUACAAUACUUGACUUUAUCAAAAAACAAAAUACACAAAGUUCAAAUGCCAAUGUUGGUGAUGCGUCAUCGCCAACUUCUGAUAUCCCAAUGCCUGAAAAUUCUCCUCACAAAUCGCAAAGAAUUGACAUCAAUGAAUUUGAUAUUAGUUCAUUGGAAUUUGAUCCUAGAUUGCGUCGUCCGAUUUGGGAUUAUGAUCCUAAUCAACAGGAUGAAAUUCGACGAGCUUACAUUAGAAAUGGUCCAUAUCGACCUAAUGUCUCAAAGUACCCAAAAUCUGGACCAAAAGAUCACCUUCGUAGCUUUCAACCUUCGUGGUACCAGCUAUUUCCUACAUGGCUUGAAUAUUCACGUGAUAAAGAUGCUGCAUUUUGUUUGCCAUGCUUUCCCUUUAGUAAGCCAUCUGGGCAUCCCACGCAACGUGUAUUUACUAUAGAUGGAUUUAGGAAUUGGAAGAAAGUUAGAGAUAGAAAACAUUUUGCUUUUCUCAAUCAUAUAGGAAAAGAUCCUAGUUCAUUUCACAGAAUUGCUGAGAAGUCAUACGACGACUUGAAGAACCAGUCUCAACACAUACAAAAUGUGUUUGAAAAACUUCGGGAUGAAAGUGUGGGUUCAAAGAAUCGUGGAAAUUUUCUUGAAAUAUUGGAUUUGACGGUUUCAUAUAAUAAAGAGAUUGCUGAAGUGAUAGCUAAAGCUCCAAAAAAUGCCUCUUACACAUCACCAAAGAUACAAAAAGAAAUUUUACAUGUUUUUUCAACCAAAUUGAAAAAGGCAAUUCGUGAUGAAAUUGGUGAUGUAAAGUUUUGCAUAAUUGUUGAUGAAGCUCGUGAUGAGUCAAUGAAGGAGCAAAUGGCCAUAGUUUUAAGAUUUGUUAACAAAAAUGAUUUUGUGCGAGAACAAUUUUUUGGGCUUGUUCAAGUCUUUGAUACUGUAGCAUUAACCCUAAAAAAAUGUAUAUAUUUUGUAUUGUCUAAACGUGGGCUAGACAUUCAAAAUAUUCGAGGGCAGGGAAACGAUGGUGCAAGUAACAUGCGAAGUGGGUGGAAUGGGUUGCAAACUUUGGUUUCAAAUGAUUGUCCAUAUGCCUACUACAUUCAUUGUUUUGCACAUCUUUUGCAAUUGGCAUUAGUGGCGUCAUCAAAAGAAGUUAUUAGUGUUCAUCAAUUUUUUACCAAUUUGAAUUCUAUUGUCAAUAUUGUGUGUGCCUCAUGCAAUCGAUUUGAAGAACUGCGGGUUGCCCAAGCUGCUGAAAAUGUUUACAUGAUUGAAAUUGAUGAGAUUGAGACUGGAAGGGGACUUAAUCAAAUUCGUACUUUACAACGAGCUGGAGAUACUCAUUGGCGUUCUUACUUAAGAUCAGUUUCUAACUUGAUCAAAAUAUUUAGUCCAAUUUGUGAAGUUAUUGUUAAACUCAUUGAUAUGGGAACUACUUCUUCCCAACGAGCAGAAGCGGAUUCAAUUCAUCAGGUAAUGACUUCAUUUGAAUUUGUAUUCAUCUUACAUCUCAUGAAAGAAACUAUGCAGAUUACUGAUCAUUUAUUUAUGACUUUGCAAUCCAAAUCUCAAGAUAUUUUAAGUGCCAUACAUCUUGUUUCAUCCACUAAAACGUGUAUUCAACAAUAUAGAGAUGAUAAAUGGGAUAUUUUGCUUGCCAAUGUAAAGUCGUUUUGCAAUAAACGCAACAUAGAUGUUCCAGAUAUGAAUGCUUGUUAUGUGGAGAGACGAGGUCGAGCUCGCCAUCAACAAGCCACCAUUACAAUUAAACAUUAUUAUCGAGUGGAUAUUUUUUGUGCCAUAAUAGAUGCUCAAUUGCAAGAAUUAAAUCGCCAGUUUAGUGAGGAUGCAAUGGAGUUGCUUAUUCUCGGCUCAGCUCUUGAUCCUCGAGUUUCUCGUGAAUCUCUUAGAAUUGAUGAUAUAUGUCGGUUGGUAAACAAGUUUUAUCCGCAAGACUUUACAGAUCAUGAAAAAGAACGUUUGGAAAUAGAACUUCACCAUUAUGAGCACAAUGUAGGACAUUUUGGGACAAUAUUCAAUGGUGCAUCUUGA
Molecule: messenger RNA, 2058 nt
Organism: Corylus avellana
Lineage: Eukaryota; Viridiplantae; Streptophyta; Magnoliopsida; Fagales; Betulaceae
Source: RefSeq, a predicted model, not a curated record